AUGCGCUUCCGACACUUCAUCGCCCUCGCAGACCCACGUCUCUACACGCCAGCCAACUUCCGUAUCCGCUCCCACUGGCGCACCAUGGCCGCCGCCCCACCCCCAGACCGCGCCAUUAAGCUAUUGAUGCUUCACGGCUACACACAGUCUGGACCUCUGUUUCAGGCCAAGACGGGCGCUUUGCGCAAAACGUUACAAAAGGCCUUUCCUAAGGGCAUAGAGCUCGUGUAUCCCACCGCACCAAUACGUUUGACACCCGCCGACGAAUCGUUCCUAGCGGGUAGCACGGGGAAAGAUGGCGAGGGUGGGGAAGGGAAGGAGAGAGAGGAGCAGGAGAUUGAUGCGUGGGCGUGGUGGAGGAGAAAAGGCUCAGGAGAACCAUAUACAUACGAAGGCAUUGAGCAGGGCCUGGCUCACAUUGCAGGCGUGCUGAAAGAACAAGGUCCUUUUGACGGCGUUGUGGGGUUCUCACAAGGUGGUGCCGCGGCAGCCAUGGUCGCGAGUUUACUUGAACCUGAUCGUCGCGCCGCUUUUGAGAAACUGUACCCAGAGGGCGGCAUGAGGUUCCCAGAGUCUUUCGAAGAGGACACUGGGUAUGUUGAGGGAACGAUACAUCCGCCGCUGAAGUUUGCGGUCAGUUACAGCGGCUUCGCAGCGCGUGGAAAGAACCCGUAUCACGCGUUCUACGAACCUAAGAUUAGUACGCCUAUGUUACACUUCCUAGGCACACAGGAUGUGGUAGUUGAGGAGGCAAGGAGUUUGGCCUUGGUCCAGGCUUGUGAACACAGCGAGGAGAAGUAUGUUGUGUACCAUCCUGGGGGUCAUUUCCUACCGAGCACGCAGAAGGCUAGCGUCAAUGCAUUGAUCGGAUUCAUCAAAGAGGUCCUGCAGGAACAGAAAGGCGGGGCAAAGAAGGAAGAGGAGAGUGUUGAGGACAUGGACGUGCCAUUCUAG
Messenger RNA from Alternaria atra, 954 nucleotides. RefSeq lists its product as uncharacterized. The record is from RefSeq and is a predicted model, not a curated record. Lineage: Eukaryota; Fungi; Ascomycota; Dothideomycetes; Pleosporales; Pleosporaceae. Bases 1 to 954 code for a protein of 317 amino acids. Gene Ontology annotation, cellular component: cytoplasm; nucleus. The transcript has a single exon.